UUUAUUUCUAAUAUGGAAAAGAUCCAAAAGAAUCAUUAUCAGACAAAGAAAGAUUUGAUCUGGAGAGCCACUCUUGAUGAAGAUAUCAUCCCCUUCGUCAAUCUCAAGCCUUCUCUCAAAGAACUCACUCAAGAGGAAAUGAAGAAAAAUGAUGCUCCUGACCAGUUCAACUUCUCUGAAGCAAAUGUGUUCAGAGGCUUCACGAAGGGUGCCCAGCCUGUCUUCAACAAAGACAAACUGAUCUACAACUUCAAGACCAACAAGUGGUUUAAAGUCUUGGACCUGAAGACUGACAAUCAGUACAACCCGACUUGGGCCAGCCUCUCCAUCAGAGACGGAGCCGAGACCGUGGAGAUAUCGAAGCCAGAAGAGUUUGCGGAGUACAAAAACACCUUAAAAGUGUUUAUCAACGUGAACUUCUCAGAAGGCGACAGCUCUGUCAUCGAGGUCAACCCCAAGAUCUACGAGAAAUUUGAGACUGCAUUUGAGAACGCACUGCAAGGUGUAGGAGCCCAGAUGAUGUCAUACAAGUUCUUCUUUAAUGGCAAGGAGAUAUCUAAAGAUGACUGUAUAGCAAAUUUGGAAAAUGUAACAGAGGGGAGUACCAUAUUGGCCUCGGAAGGAUUAGGGAAGCCAUCUGUGUUUAAGAGGUUCCCUGACUCCAAUCCGAACUCUAGCUGGUCUAAUAGUGGAAGAUACUGUGACGGUCUUGCGUUCAUUCCUAAUCAGAAUAUUAGGCUAAGUGGGUUCACUACUUUUGCAUCUUCUAAUGAUUCUCAAUAUGAAAUGAGAUACACAGUUGAUAUCGGAGGUACAAUUGUUGAAGAAGAUACAGUCGUAGCUACUGGAUGGGAAGAAGAUAUUUACUAUAGACACAAGCUAAAAGGAAUUUAUCAAGUGCAGGCAAAUCAAAAGUUUGAAAUUAUAGUCUGGAUAGCUAAAAGCCUUACAAAUAAUGAUUAUGUAUCUACUUAUUCGGGAAAUAAUGGUUAUAACUAUGCAGAUGUUGAGAAUGAGCAUAUGGGAUUAUUCAAAAUUGAACAAGCAAGCAAGAGCGACAAUGGUACUUCAGUUUAUGGAGGUCACUUUCCUGAAAUAUUUUAUUACCUUGGAUAAAUUCAAUACUGACGAAA
Messenger RNA from Moneuplotes crassus, 1133 nucleotides. Lineage: Eukaryota; Ciliophora; Spirotrichea; Euplotida; Euplotidae. The record is from the annotation of a GenBank genome assembly.